AUGCUUUACAAAGAAGUUAUAUGUUUUUUCAUUCUUCUUUCUGUUAUUCUUCUUUUAAAUCAUCUAUUUGGACACGUAAAAAAAGUUUCGAAGACAUUGAUUGCCAGCCAGCCUGACGAAAAUUAUCAACAAGUUAGAAAAUUAUUAAAAGACGUGCAUAUAAAGAACAUUAAAUAUGACGAAUUUGAUGUAUUAGAAUAUUUUGCGGAUGGAGGUACUUGUCAAGUUAAAAAGGCAAUGUGGAGUAAUGGAAGUAACAAAAAAUAUGUUGUUCUAAAAUACGUGAGAGCGGAAUCAAUCCAGGAACUUGAUAGAGAGCUCAAAGUUCACCGUGCAAUAAACAUUAAAAACUCUCACGAAAAUAUUAUAAAGUUUCACGGACUAAGAAAACUCAAGGAGAAAACAAUAAUUACUGGGUCCGUAUUCAAAGGGUGGGAAAAAUGUUGCGAAAAUUAUCCUCAUUAUUCAUCAAUUCCUAGAUUGUUCAAGAAAAGAACUCUAUCCGAGCCCGAUUCUAUUUCUUUAAAUUUAAUAGCAAAUGAACGAACUACGGAAUUACUAGUUAAUCUACAGGAAAUAGAUAAAUGGUGCAUUGAACAACCGAAGAACGAAGUGAUGAAAUUUAUUAAACAGAGUGCACCCAACCUUGCCAAACUAAUAGAGCAUAAAAAUUUUUCUAUUAAUGAAAAUUCUUUCGCUCACUAA
Acaulospora morrowiae is the source of this 705-nucleotide messenger RNA. NCBI's taxonomy places the organism in Eukaryota, Fungi, Glomeromycota, Glomeromycetes, Diversisporales, Acaulosporaceae. The record is from the annotation of a GenBank genome assembly.